This is a messenger RNA of Thelazia callipaeda (thelaziosis nematode), 1536 nucleotides long. The record is from the annotation of a GenBank genome assembly. Lineage: Eukaryota; Metazoa; Nematoda; Chromadorea; Rhabditida; Thelaziidae.
GAUUUUUAUCCUUUUCGAAUAAUUACAGUAACUUUUAUACGUGCUUUUUUCAUAGAAUUUUUCUCAAGCUGGUGUGGUGCUUGUGUUAGUUAUGCUCCAACGUACAAGAAACUUGCAAAUGAGCUGAAGUCAUGGAGUUCGAUUGUGCAAAUUGCUGCCGUGGAUUGCGCGGACGAAAAAAAUUUAAAUUUAUGUCGUGAGCACCAAGUUGAUUCUUUCCCUUCUCUCAGAUAUUUUAAAUAUUCAUCGAAAAAUGCCAAAGACGCUGUUCUAUUCGUUGGCGACAAGUAUGAUUUAAACAAAUUACCACUAGAAAUUGCGGAAUUUGUAAAGAAUGACUGGAGCAAUCAGAGGCCAGAGAAUUGGCCAACUUUCGACCCUGUUAACCACAAUAUACAAUUUGAAGAAAUUUGGCUGUCGUUGCCGAUUUCAGUCACGCACUUAUUAUUAGCUGUUGAAAAUGAACCUGCUAGAACAUCUUGGGCAGUACAAUUAAUGGAUAUAAUGACUGCGCUUCGACAUAUGCUAAUGAUUGAAAUCCCGAGAAAGGCUAUAAUUGACAAUGAAAAUCUUGUGGCUUUGAAAAGUUGGAUUUAUACGAUGAAAAAAUAUUUGCCAGGAACAAUUGGGAUGCGCAGACUAUUGUUUCGGUUGAACAGCUGGAUUAACAAAAUAUCAAAUGAAGUUACUGCUGAGCAAUGGCUGCAGAAAAUAAACGAUCUUCAGGGCCAGCUUGGUCAACCUUUACCAAGUAAUACAAGUUAUUUGGCUUGUCGAGGAUCAGCCAAGCAUUUUCGAGGAUUUUCAUGUGGAAUAUGGACUAUAAUACAUGCAAUGAGUGUUCAAGCUUAUGCAAUUGAGAAAGAUAAUGCACUGUUUAAUGCCAACACAGAUCUUAUCGAGCCAUUUCAUCAAUUCAUAUGGCGUUUCUUCAGUUGCGCGGAAUGUGCCAGACAUUUUCAUGAAGGGGUUUUGAAGAGGAAUAUGUCAUAUGUCUUUUCAGAAGAUGGUGUAAUGUGGUUCUGGAUGACACAUAAUAUUGUAAACAAGUUUAUUGCUAAGACAGGAACUGAAGAUCCACUUUUUCCGAAGCAGCAGUUUCCCCCAAAGAUUAUCUGUAUGGAAUGCCAAAAUCCUGCUGGAUUCUUUGAUGAACUAGCUGUAUUUCAUUUUAUGUUAAGAUAUUAUAGCAGUGUGAAAACCGAUAGUCUUAGAUUGGUUGUGAACUACAAAGUAAAUGACUUUGAAAAUGGAAAAUUGGCAAAUAUGGAGGUCAAACAUUUAAGCCCAGAUAUUCCAGUUGGUGCAUUUAAUGUCGAUGCUGCAGAAGUGGCUGCUGAAAUACAUGAAAUGAACCAAAAACAUAAAUGGAAUCAAGUUGGAAGCGGUAAUUAUGGUGGAUCAUCAAUGAAGCAGUCAUUUUCCGUAUUAUGGCUCUCGAUGAUUGCUGUGGUGGUUCUUUUCGUCUAUAUGAAAUAUCGACAAAAUCGUUCGAAAAUCUGGAAGACUUUUUAUUAUAAUGAUUACAAGCUAUGA